UGCUUCUCUGAAGGAUGGACAUGACGGAUGGCUGCCAGUUCUCCCCUUCUGAGUACUUCUAUGAAGGCUCCUGUAUCCCCUCACCAGAGGAUGAGUUUGGGGACCAGUUUGAGCCAAGAGUGGCAGCCUUCGGGGCACACAAAGCUGAGCUGCAGGGCUCAGACGAUGAGGAGCACGUGCGUGCACCUACCGGCCACCACCAGGCUGGCCACUGCCUCAUGUGGGCUUGCAAAGCUUGCAAGAGGAAGUCCACUACCAUGGAUCGGCGCAAGGCCGCCACCAUGCGCGAGCGCAGACGCCUGAAGAAAGUCAACCAAGCUUUCGAGACACUUAAGAGGUACACCACCGCCAACCCUAACCAGAGACUCCCCAAGGUGGAGAUCCUCAGGAACGCCAUCCGCUACAUUGAGAGCCUCCAGGAGCUGCUGAGGGAACAGGUGGAGAACUAUUACAGCCUGCCGGAACAGAGCUGCUCCGAGCCCACCAGCCCCACCUCCAACUGCUCGGAUGGCAUGCCUGAAUGUAACAGCCCUGUCUGGUCCCGAAAGAACAGCGGCUUUGACAGCAUCUACUGUCCUGAUGUAUCAAAUGCAUGUGCUGCAGAUAAAAGCUCCUUGUCCAGCUUGGAUUGCUUGUCCAGCAUAGUGGAUCGGAUCACGUCUGCAGAGCCAUCUGAGUUGGCUCUUCAGGACACAGCUUCCCUCUCUCCAGCGGCCAGCACCAACUCACAGCCUGCUACCCCCGGAUCCUCCAGCUCUAGACUUAUCUAUCAUGUACUAUGAACU
Messenger RNA from Mus pahari (shrew mouse), 785 nucleotides. RefSeq names its product myogenic factor 5 (gene Myf5). Lineage: Eukaryota; Metazoa; Chordata; Mammalia; Rodentia; Muridae. The record is from RefSeq and is a predicted model, not a curated record. The transcript has 3 exons. Gene Ontology annotation, biological process: regulation of transcription by RNA polymerase II; muscle organ development; positive regulation of myoblast differentiation. Bases 15 to 782 code for a protein of 255 amino acids. Gene Ontology annotation, molecular function: RNA polymerase II cis-regulatory region sequence-specific DNA binding; DNA-binding transcription factor activity, RNA polymerase II-specific; protein dimerization activity.